GCGACAAAAGCAAGAGAAAGCUAAACUGGAUGCCAAAGUUAAAGAAGUACAGAAGCGCAUUAAUGACAAUGCCCGUAAACGUACUGACGUUAUGGAGAAGGCAGAACAUUUGGGGGUGUUAGUUCAAGGAAAAUACAAAGAAAUGGAAGACUUGAACAGACAAGAAGAAUCUCGGAAAAUAAGAAUCUCAAAAGCCAAAGAAGAUCUUGCUGCUGCUGUUCUAGAUCUUGAAAAUCUGCCUCCCUAUGAACCUCCUAGGAGUGAAAUGGAAAGAUUACGUAAUGAAAUUCUGGAGCAAGAAGUUUCUGUCCGUCGAAAUAGGGAUCUAAAAUCAGAGAAGGAAAAUGACUUAGUGCAGAAAAAGGUGGCACUAAGACAGUGCACGGACAGGUUGAGGGACAUGGAGAGUAGAAAUACUAAACUUUUGCAAGCACUUAAAAGUUCUGGAGCUACGAGAAUAUUUGAAGCUUAUAACUGGGUGCAAGCACAUC
Messenger RNA from Morus notabilis, 491 nucleotides. RefSeq names its product structural maintenance of chromosomes protein 5-like. The annotation marks the transcript as partial. The record is from RefSeq and is a predicted model, not a curated record. Gene Ontology annotation, molecular function: ATP hydrolysis activity; ATP binding. Gene Ontology annotation, cellular component: Smc5-Smc6 complex. The transcript has 4 exons. Gene Ontology annotation, biological process: double-strand break repair via homologous recombination. NCBI's taxonomy places the organism in Eukaryota, Viridiplantae, Streptophyta, Magnoliopsida, Rosales, Moraceae.